Cicer arietinum (chickpea) is the source of this 677-nucleotide messenger RNA. RefSeq lists its product as uncharacterized. Gene Ontology annotation, biological process: photosynthesis. NCBI's taxonomy places the organism in Eukaryota, Viridiplantae, Streptophyta, Magnoliopsida, Fabales, Fabaceae. The record is from RefSeq and is a predicted model, not a curated record. Gene Ontology annotation, cellular component: membrane; photosystem II.
UCCACCUCUCAUUCCAUGCCUGCCUUCACCACCCUUCCUCUCAAAGCGAAACACAAUCACACCAAACCCAUUUCCUCACUAUACACAUAAGCUUAAGCAAGUUUGACAACUAGCAGGUGAAGAAGAAACAACCUGUUGAAAAGGAAUGGCUUCCACUUCUGCAGUUUCAAUGGCAAUGCCACUAACUUACACCAGCCAGAAGACGGUGGUGUGUAGCUCUGGGGCAUUCUUCAAUCCACUGCCUCUUAGGUCUUCGAAGAUUGUAGCAUCAUCAAAACACAAUGGAAGGUUUCAAGUCAGGGCAUCCAUGAAAGAGAAAGUUGUGAUGGGGCUCACGGCGGCUGCGUUGACAGCUUCUUUGAUGGUUCCUGAUGUGGCUGAAGCAGCCGUUUCACCUUCUCUCAAGAACUUCUUGCUAAGCAUUGGAGCUGGUGGAGUUGUGGUUGCAGUCAUUGUUGGUGCUGUGGUGGGUGUGUCCAAUUUCGAUCCCGUCAAGCGAAGCUGAUGAAUUUCCGUCAUGCUGCUGGGAACUUCUUUUCUCUUAUCAUGAUAUGUAUAUGUAAUGUUCUUCAGUUAUGAAUUGAACCCUCUUUUGUGUGUGUACUAAUAUGUGACUCUUGAGCUCCACAUGAACAGAAGCUUCUCAAUUAUUAAAAUGUAAUUUUCAUUUUGGUACA